AUGGUUCACAAUAUACAUGGAAUGAAAUUCGUUUUCUGUUUCUUUUCGAAGAGUUGUGACAAAACGCAGUAACGAAUUAGUCGCAAGUUGAAGUUGCGCAUAUCUUGUAAAUUGCUCUGAGCUUAAAAUUUUUCAGAAAAAAGAGCAAUGGCAUCGAUGCAGGACAGAAUAAAAUUCAAACGUACAACCUCGAACUGUGACACGUGGUCUACACGGGAACAAUUAUGUCUUGCAUCAAGUGUACUAAAAUCUGGGGAUCAGAAUUGGAUAAGUGUAUCCAGAUCAUUGAAACCGUUUGUUGAAAAAGAACCAUUGAAGCCCACAGAUUGGUUCUCGCCAAAGUCGUGUGCCAUACAAUAUGCGUGUUUACUGGAAAAUGCUGAUACGCCAAAAAGAAAGAAGCGAGAGAGCGGCGAGACCACUGGUGAAUCCAUAGUCAGAAAAUUGACACAAGAGAGAGUAACUGAGUUGAGUCAAAUGCUUAACCGUCAGAGGGAAGAGUACCUACGACUCAAGACAGAUUUGAAUCAUUUCAAAUCAAGCGCAAUAAGCGACGAGAAGUUGGAGAAGAUGUGGCUUGAUAUACAACAGGAAGAACGUGAGAUGGAGCAAAAGACACGGACUCACAUGGCGUGGCUGGCGAAACGUCAACAGCAACAAAAACAAGAUAUGAGUUCACCAUCUAUCUCGACUUCAAUUGUAACCCAAACUCGCAAAGCAGUGGAAGGUACAACAGAAGUACUGCAGGAAUCCACUGCGACGGAAUCAUUGGUGGAGAACGAUGAGGAAAAGAAAACUAAUAGGGGCGGUAGAUCUCCAUUGUUGACGAGUCUAUUGAAAUCUCCCAGUCCAACGACUCAGACUGUGCAAUCCUUUCCGUCCACUCCGGUUCAAGUGAGUUCGCCGACCAUUACCAGUCUGCUUGGAUCAAGUCCUAAAGCACUAAACGCACAGAUGACACAAAAGGUAUCGCCACAGUUGCAGCAAUUGGUCUCGACGGCUAUAGCUAGCGCGAAUACGACACCAGAACGGCCGUCCGUUGGCGCUCCUACACUAUCUAUGCUGUUGGAAAUGCCAGCGAGUACGCAGAGAGGAUCCCUACCAAAUUUGCAAACGACAACUCCCACAACGAAUGUAUCCCAUGCGCAACAGCAACAGACAACCACAAUUGUGGCUGCUACCUCCGAAGUGCACAAUUUCCAGCAAGCAGCUCAAUCGCAAACUCAAGUCCAACAGGCUAUCCAGAACGAAGCAAUGGCAGCAACGACAAUGUCAACAGUUCCAGCGACCGCCACCACUUCGACAAAUAUAUCAGUGUCAGAGAAUAUACAGAUGCAGAUAAUUGAUCACAUAGACGUGAUGCGUAAAGACAUAAUGGUGGAUGUGAUGGAUAAGGAUGAGAUAAACGACAUCAUCGGUGACAUCGAGGAAUUGAUCAAGGAAGAGAUCAAAGAAGAUAUCCCCAAUAGUCCACAGACAAUAGACACAAGUGGCUCGACAACAACGACAACGACAACGGCAGUUAUCAAUAGUCUCACCAGUAUGCCCCAACAAGCGACGGAAGUGUUAAUACCUACAACAGGACCAAGGCCGCAACCGAGAGAUGUGGAUGAGGCUGUGUCGCUGUCCGAUUCGCCACAAAGCGAAAUGGCAAUCGAGGAGAUUGAUUCUAGUACUUCAAAUAUUGCCGAGAUUAUUGGAACCGUCGCCAUUGAUUCACAAGAACCUAAAAUUAUUGUCACGGAGAUCACAGAGACCAUACCAAACACAUCGGAGACCAAAUCCGAGACAAGUACGUGUGAAAAGAGGACGACUUCGAUGGAACAGCUUGUUCCAAAGACAGAAAUCAAAGAUGAAGAAACUAGUAACGAUACUUCAAUAGAAGAGAAACAAUCGGACGCUGAAACAAAAUCCGUGGGUGCCUCAUCGAAUGUAGAGAUCGAGAAAAAUAACUCUAAACUUUUGGGCGAUAUGAAGGAAACCAUAAACGAGACUACGGAAGACGUGGAAGAGGAAGUUGAAGAGGAAGAGGAAACGGAAGUCACUGCGCCUAUUUACAAAGAAUCAUCCGAUAGCGUUAAAGAGCAGAAGGAGCCUCCAGAAGACAUUGAAGGUAAACAUAAUGCGGGAUUAGAUCAAUUAGAAAUAUAUUUGGCGAAAAUUACAGGGGAUCAGCAGGACGUGCCGUCCGCGGAGAUUGUGAGCAUUUCUUCAGAGAUGACGAAUGAUCUACCCAGUGCCGAAGAUACGGAAAAGUCGCAAGAUAUUAGCUUAAUCCUAGAGGACGACGAGAGCAGUCAAAGCACGGAGAGUAAAAAGAAAGCGGUGACAGAAGAGCGGAUUGUCGAAAAUACGGUUGAAAACACUGAAUCCUUAGAAUUGUUUAAAGAGGAAUCGAUAAAAGAAAAGAAUGUUGCAGAGAUAAAAGAAGAAUCUUCGAUAAAGUCACAGACAGAAGAAACGAACGAGGAAACGUUGGAGAUAGGCACAGAGCUUAAGAAGGAGAAGAUUAAAGAUUCCUCGGAGGAUGCUACAAGUUCCAUCUUGCAGGAUGUAGAAGUCAAAGAGGAGGAGACCGACAAAGAACCGACUGAUGAAAACGAGGAUACUAAACAAGUGACCGUAGAGGAAGUAAAAAGUGUCAAAAGCGAGCCAGUCGAGGCUACGACUACCGAUGCAGAAAUACACAUUAAAACGGAGAGUGUAGAAGUCAAGUUCGAAGAAUCAAAAGCCGAAACAGAACCGGAAGCUAGCGAUUCGUUUUAUAGGAAGAGCCCGCUUCACGGUUCAUCGGAGGAAGAUAAGAAAGAGAAAAUGGAAGUAAAGGAGAAAAAAGAGGAAAAAGAGGAUGUAAAGAAAACCAUGGAAGGCGAGCAGAGCGUAAAGAAGGAAGUAGAAUCUACAGUCGUGGAAGAACCCGGAGAAUUAGAUGAGGAGGAGUCAUCGUUGAGCAAAUUGAGUAGCAACCGAGCGAUGAAGACAUACUCCAAAAAACAGAAUAUCGCUGUGGACAGUGAACCAGAAAAUGAGAGCACUGGAGAGGGCGCGGAUUAUCGUGCUUGGAAGAAAGCGGUCAUGCUCGUCUACAAUCGUUUGGCCACGCAUAAAUACGCGUCGGUGUUUCUCAGGCCGAUCACAGAGGACCAGGCGCCUGGGUAUCAUUCGGUGAUUUUCCGACCGAUGGAUCUAUCAACCAUCAAAAAGAACAUUGACAACGGCACAAUUAGGUCGACCAUGCACUUUCAGAGGGACGUCAUGCUUAUGUUCCAAAAUGCGAUCAUGUACAACAAACAUGACACGUUUAUCUUUAAAAUGGCAGUUUCAAUGCAAGAAGAAUGUUUGCAACAUAUGCAGAUUUUGGUACAAGCAACGGGAGAAGGAACGUUCCGAAGGGAGACUAGAACCGCUGCGAGCAGUAGUAGCGAGGCGAACGAGAAUAGCCUUAAGCGGAAACGAAGUCACAUCACUCCGAGUCCCCACGAUACUGACACUCCGCGCUCGAAAAAACGCAGAAAAUCCGAGAACGAUUAAACUAGAUUAACAAGUUGUAUAUAAACAUGUAAAAAAACACGCGAAGAAAAAGAGAAAUGUGGCAGAGAGAGAGAGAGAGAGAGAGGAGAAUAGAGAUAUAUUUUUCAGGCAUUGACAAAAUGUACCGACAUCGUAUACGAGAAUAAGUGAUACCUAAUGCCUACGAAAAAAGCAUAUGUGUAAUAUAUAGAAUCAUUA
Molecule: messenger RNA, 3729 nt
Organism: Trachymyrmex septentrionalis
Lineage: Eukaryota; Metazoa; Arthropoda; Insecta; Hymenoptera; Formicidae
Gene: Brd8
Product: bromodomain-containing protein 8
Exons: 3
Coding region: 148-3531 (1127 amino acids)
Cellular component (GO): NuA4 histone acetyltransferase complex
Molecular function (GO): protein binding
Source: RefSeq, a predicted model, not a curated record